Penicillium macrosclerotiorum is the source of this 1578-nucleotide messenger RNA. RefSeq names its product putative 60S ribosome biogenesis protein Mak11. Bases 1 to 1578 code for a protein of 525 amino acids. The record is from RefSeq and is a predicted model, not a curated record. Gene Ontology annotation, molecular function: protein binding. NCBI's taxonomy places the organism in Eukaryota, Fungi, Ascomycota, Eurotiomycetes, Eurotiales, Aspergillaceae. The transcript has a single exon.
AUGGUUAAGCGAAAGCGCAAUGAUCCCUCUAAGGAGGAGAAAUCGACCGCGAGUCCUGCCAAGACUGUCAAGUCGGCUCCAACUCCUUCACAAGUUCCCGAUGCAGCUGUGACCAUCCAGGUUGUUACCGGCUCCUAUGAGCGCGUGUUGCACGGCUUCACGGCCGGCUUUCCAGCAUCCAGCUUAACUUCCAAUGAUGCAGACGCCUCCAUUCAAUGUGUCGACACCUUCUUAUUCGAGGCCCACGAGUCCGCCAUCCGUUGCCUGGCCCUCUCCCCGCUUCCCAAGGCCACCGACUCGCCUGACGCCCAAAAGGUUUUCAUGGCUUCAGGAUCCACCGAUGAGAGAAUUCAGCUAUACUCCCUGUCGGCGGCACCACCAGCCGUGACUGAUGAAUACCCCUCGAUUCCCACCCUCGCCGGAAACAAGAUCCUGGAGAACCCGAAGAACCGCGAACUGGGCUCGUUAUUGCACCACACCGCCAGCAUCACCGCAUUGAACUUUCCAUCACGCAGCAAAUUGCUCGCUGCCGCCGAAGAUAACACCAUAUCAGUGUCCAAAACCCGUGAUUGGACCGUGGUCUCGUCCAUCAAGGCUCCCCGCCCGAAAACCCAAGGCCGCCCCAGCGGUGAUACGGCACCCGAGGGGGCUGCGCCAUCCGGAGUCAACGACUUUGCAGUGCACCCCAGUAUGAAGUUGAUGUUGAGUGUUGGAAAGGGCGAGAAGUGUAUGCGGCUGUGGAACUUGGUGACGGGUCGGAAGGCCGGGGUCCUCAACUUUGGAAGAGAGAUCCUCCAGAGCGUGAAGGAGGGCAAGUGGAGCAGUGGAGAGGGACGUCGUCUUGCAUGGAAUGCCGCAGGAGAAGAAUUUGCUGUGGCUUUUGAAUGGGGUGUCGUCGUUUUUGGCGUUGUAAGUUGCUGGAUUUCUUUUGACUCAUCGGAUUUCGGAUUUCGAUCUCGCAUGCUAACCAUGAUACCUGGUACCCAGGACUCGACCCCCAAGUGCCGACUCCUCCCGAGUCCACGAAGCAAGGUUCACCAGAUGAAAUAUGUUUCCCUCCCUUCAGACGGCGAGGAACAAAAAGAUGACUUACUCGCGAUCUCUACCGAGGAUGGUCGCGUGAUCUUCUAUUCGACUACCGCACUCCAAGAUCCGGAGGAGGGCGAUGAGUCGACAAUUCCUCACGCCACUCAGGUGGCGCAGGUUGGUGGGAAACAAGCGGGUUUUCCUGGUCGCAUCAAGGACUUUGAGGUUCUGAGCCUGGAGGAGCAAGGGAACGAGUUCCGUAACGACUUCGUGCUGUUGACUGCUAACAGCGACGGCGUUGUCCGUUUCUGGAAGGUCAAUGGACAAGAUCUGGCUUUGGAAAAGCAAGACAAAGCCAAAAAGGGCUCAAAAGAAUCCAAAGACUCUACACGGCAAACCGGUAACCUGUUGACAACCUACGAGACAGGAAAUCGCAUCACUUGUCUCGCUGCCUUCAUCAUGCUGCCAGCGGAAGACCCAUCAACACUUUUUGCUUCUGAAGAUGAGUCUGAGGAGGAACAAGAGGAGUCAAGUGAGGAUGAUGAUGAGUAG